Chlorella variabilis is the source of this 1686-nucleotide messenger RNA. RefSeq lists its product as hypothetical. The record is from RefSeq and is a predicted model, not a curated record. The transcript is spliced from 10 exons. Lineage: Eukaryota; Viridiplantae; Chlorophyta; Trebouxiophyceae; Chlorellales; Chlorellaceae. Gene Ontology annotation, biological process: protein phosphorylation. Bases 1 to 1686 code for a protein of 561 amino acids. Gene Ontology annotation, molecular function: ATP binding; protein kinase activity.
AUGUUUGUGAGCCACAACCUGUUGACUGGGACGCUGCCACCGGAAUGGAACACUUCAAUUGUCGAGGUGUUGGACCUUGGCGACAACUUCCUUUCAGGGCCCGCCUUCCCCCCCGCCUGGCUGCACGCCGGUGCCGUUCCCAUGCUGACUUUUUUCGACCUGUCAGGCAACACCAAGAUUGGCGGCACGCUGCCCGCCAGCCUUCCCUGGCCUAUCAUUAGAUCCAUGUUCCUUGCCAAGACAAACGUGCAUGGAAGGGUGCCACAGGGCUGGUGCCAGGCAGUCGCCGCCGCUGACCGCCUGUUGAGCUUGAUCGAGGUUAUGGGAUCUGAGUUUAUGCCAGGAAGCAACAGCGGCCCUGCCGGGGCCGCAACGGCGCGGCAGCCUGCGCUGCUCGGUCCUGCAGCAGUAGCCAGCCUGGCCACCCUGCUCCCGAUGCUCAUCCUGGUAGCUGUCGGCGUCGGCGGGCGCGCGCUGUUCCGACAUCGCCAAGGUCGUUUCAGGUGGCAGCGGCUCGAGCAGGGGAAUGCCGAGGACCCGCUGCCGCCAACUUUCCAGCGCAGCAGCACACGCGGCGGCGGCGAGGGUGCAGCAGGCGACGCUUUGCCGCCAGGGGUCUCGUUUGUCGGGCUUAAUCGGCGGGCCCGGCGGGACGCGCUGCGGCGGUGCGGCCUCGCGCGCAGCAACUCUGACCAGCAGGUGGCGGGGCGGGGGUUGGGAGGAAUCGAGCUGCUGCCGCUGGAGGCGCUGCCAGAGGCGCUGGCUCACCGCCUGGGCUCACUGCGGGCCAGGGCUGCCCCCGGCAGCACCCUCAGCGGCAGCCCAGGCACCGGCGCGUCACCUCAGCCGGGCAGCGGUGCGGCAGACGCAGCUGCCCGGUCCCGCCAGUGGGGCCUGCCCACCGACUCUAUGCGCAUUUCUCCUGGGGAGCUGCAGCUGUGCGAGGGCGAGGACGGGCAGCUUGUGGAGCUGGGGGAGGGGGCGCAUGCGGUGGUCUACCUGGGAGAGCUGAACGGGGACCCGGUGGCAGUCAAGGUGCUGGAGCUGCCGGCGGGCGCGGACUCGGCGGUGAUGUGGCACGAGGUGCUGCUGGCGCGCCUGUGCACCCACCCACGCAUCGUGCCGGUGUAUGGCGUCUCCCUCCAGGUCCAGCUGUUCCUGAUGGCCAUGCAGCUCAUGCGCGGCGGCUCCCUGAGGUCUGCUCUGCUGGAACCCGAGAAGCAGCAACAACUUCGGUGGAGCGCCAGCGGACGCCAGGUGGCGCUGGACAUUGCAGAGGCGCUGCACUUCAUGCACACCCGCAUGCAGAUCGUGCACAGCGACCUCAAGGCAGCCAAUGUGCUGCUGUCUGGCGAGCUGCGGGCAUACGUGGCUGACCUAGGCCUGGCACAGUUGCUGGAAGGACGCGCCCACACGUUGCGCGGCGGCAGCCUCGUGUAUGCUGCUCCGGAGCAACUCAUGUAUGAGCGGUGCACCGUGGCGGUUGAUAUGUACAGCUUUGCUGUGCUGCUUUCGGAGCUCACGACGCGGCAGCUGGCAACGAAGCGCGGCGAGUGGCGCCUGCCACGUGUGCCCGACGAGUGCCCGCAGGCUGUGGUGCAGCUGAUCCAAGACUGCAUGGCGUUCGACCCGGUGCUGCGCCCCACCGCGGCCGAGGCGCUGCAGCGGCUGCAGGCGGCGGGGUGA